Messenger RNA from Hevea brasiliensis (rubber tree), 390 nucleotides. RefSeq names its product cytochrome P450 82A1-like. The record is from RefSeq and is a predicted model, not a curated record. Gene Ontology annotation, biological process: defense response to other organism. Lineage: Eukaryota; Viridiplantae; Streptophyta; Magnoliopsida; Malpighiales; Euphorbiaceae. Gene Ontology annotation, molecular function: oxidoreductase activity, acting on paired donors, with incorporation or reduction of molecular oxygen; monooxygenase activity; heme binding. The transcript has a single exon. The coding region runs from base 1 to 390 and encodes 129 amino acids.
AUGAGGAACUUGGUCUAUCUCCAAGCUGUCAUCAAGGAAACGCUUCGUCUAUACCCAGCUGCACCAUUGUCAGGGUCACAUGAGUCAAUGGAGGACUGCACCGUAGGUGGCUUUCAUAUACCAAAAGGAGCAAGGCUUCUCGUUAAUCUCUGGAAGAUGCAUCGUGAUCCACGGGUCUGGCUAGACCCUUGCGAGUUUAGGCCAGAAAGAUUCUUCACAACCCACAAGGAUUUUGAUGUUAGGGGCCAAAAUUUCGAAUUUUUAACAUUUGGUAGUGGCAGAAGAAUGUGCUCUGGAGUAUCAUUUGCCCUUCAAGUGAUGCAACUUACGUUAGCUAGCUUGCUAUAUGCAUUUGAUAUUCAACUCCAUCAGAUAAACAAGUUGAAUUAG